Sphenostylis stenocarpa is the source of this 159-nucleotide messenger RNA. Lineage: Eukaryota; Viridiplantae; Streptophyta; Magnoliopsida; Fabales; Fabaceae. The record is from the annotation of a GenBank genome assembly.
AUGGAAGAGGGUCACGCUUGGUUUUUAAUUAUUAAUAUAUAUGGGUUGAAAAACGAUUUGACGAAGGUGCUCCCCUAUAAUUUUGAUCAUAAUAAAACUAAAUUUGAAAAUAUUGUUGAAAAACUAACUCUGCAUGAUAAAGUACACAAUGUUGAGUGA